Molecule: messenger RNA, 4047 nt
Organism: Spea bombifrons (plains spadefoot toad)
Lineage: Eukaryota; Metazoa; Chordata; Amphibia; Anura; Pelobatidae
Gene: HDAC5
Product: histone deacetylase 5
Exons: 25
Coding region: 265-3480 (1071 amino acids)
Biological process (GO): chromatin organization; negative regulation of transcription by RNA polymerase II
Cellular component (GO): histone deacetylase complex
Molecular function (GO): histone deacetylase activity
Source: RefSeq, a predicted model, not a curated record
UUCACUAGGCAGGAGGGGGAGGGCAGGGUACAGGCCUAACUAACCCCCCCCCCAAUCUUAUAAACACCCCUGGCACUGCCACCCCAACUUUGGAUAUGGAUUGUCUGACUUCCACGUUGGCACUUUGACCGUUUAUUGAAGAAGAAGCCGGAGUGGGGUUGGGGGGGGCGACUGUUUUGGAGUAGGGUGUGUUUUAUUUAUUUAUUUUUGGUGAAGGAGGGGAGGUCGGCUGGUUGCUGGUGUCCAGGCGGAGGGAGUUGGGGAAUGUUGCUGGUUCCCAGGGCUCUGGCAUUGCCUGAUAUGCUGCAGACUAUUUAUGAGACAGAGCCCUGUGUGUCCUCUGCAGAUGGGGUGAAGGGGCGAGAGCCAGCGCUGGAGCUUCUGAGUCGGGCACAGGGACACACGCUGCCUGCUGCAGCAGUGGAGGUUAGUCCCAUCCUUUCUGCAGCGGUGCCCUCUCCCAAUACUCUCUCUCCAAAUCCCGGGGAGUUGAGGACAGAGCCUAGGGCGGGCGGCGGUCCUGGAGUGCCCCUGGAUCCUGCGACUCGAGAGCAGCAGCUUCAGCAGCAGCUUCUUCUCCUCAAACAACAGCAACAGCUCCAGAAGCAGCUUUUAUUUGCGGAGUUCCAGAAGCAGCACGAGAAUCUGACCAGGCAACAUGAGGUCCAAAUCCAGAAGCACCUCAAGGUGGGGUCCAAACCCUGCACCACUACUUACUGCAUAUCGCAACAGCAGGAAAUACUGGCAGCCAAGAGGCAGCAAGAAUUGGAGCAGCAGAGAAAACGUGAGCGUCAGAGACAGGAGGAAGCCGAGAAGCAGAGAUUGGAACAACAGCUUCUGAUACUGAGGAACAAAGAAAAAAGCAAAGAAAGUGCUAUCGCCAGCACAGAGGUGAAGUUAAAGCUACAGGAAUUUUUGCUAAGUAAAUCCAAGGAGGUGCCAGGGAGUGUGAACCAUUCCAUCCUGCAGCAUCCAAAGUGCUGGGGCACCCACCAUACCUCACUGGACCACAGUUCUCCUCCUCAGGCUGGUUCACCAGCAACCCCUCCAUCCUAUAAGUUGCCUCUUCUGGGAACCUGUGACGGGAGAGAUGAUUUCCCACUCCGCAAGACUGCCUCUGAACCCAACCUAAAGGUUCGCUCUCGGUUAAAGCAAAAGGUGGCAGAACGGCGUAGUAGUCCUUUGCUUCGUAGAAAAGAUGGGACCGUUAUCAGUGCAUUCAAAAAAAGAGCUAUCGAGAUCCAAGUAUCCUCGGUAUGUAACAGCGCCCCAGGAUCCGGACCUUCCUCCCCAAACAGCUCGAAUAGUGCCAUCUGUGAGAACGGACUGACUGGGAGUGUGCCUAAUAUUCCCAGCGAGAUGCUUCCGCAACAAAGAGUUCUCACCUUGGAAGGUGCAGGUGGUCUUCUAGGCCUCUACACAUCCCCCUCACUGCCCAAUAUCUGCCUGCAAGGGAGUGCCAGCAACCUCAGUGGCCAGUUCAGUCCCCAGGAGGGAGCCGAGCGUCAGAACCUGCGUCCCAGUGGCCCCUUCCUCAGUACGACAACCUUACCCAGCUUGGACGGAGGGGAGUUAGGUACCUUGGGAGCCCCUACUCUCCUUCAGCAUGUCCUGUUAUUAGAACAAGCCAGACAGCAGAGUGCACUUAUUACAGUUCCCCUACAUGGUCAGUCCCCCCUGGUGGGAGGGGAGCGCGUUUCCGGUUCCCUGCGGUCUGUCACGAAGGGUCACCGGCAUCGUCCACUGAGCCGCACACAGUCUUCUCCACUCCCUCAAAGCCCCCAAGCCCUCCAGCAACUGGUUCUUCAACACCAGCAUUAUCUGGACCAGCAGCAGCUUAGCAAGGUUGGAGAGGGUAUACGACAGCCUCCUAUACACCCUGAGGAGACAGAAGAGGAGCUGACAGAACAAGAUGGAGGAGAGCGGUGCCGUGCCAUCUUUACCCUUGAUGGAGGAACGGAGAGUGAGGAAACCCAAGAGGAGGACGAUGGAGCAGAGGAGGAAGAGGAAGAAGAGGAACAGACCAAUGGUGCUGAAAAUGCACUAAAAAAGCUGUUCCCGGACACCCUGCCUUUGUAUCAAGGCUCCCUCCCUCAUACGGCUCUGAGUCGAACCCAGUCCUCCCCAGCAGCUCCUCUCAGCGCCUGCACUUCGGAGCCACGCCGCAGAAUGCUCUCCACCACUGGCCUAGUCUAUGAUACCCUGAUGCUGAAGCACCAAUGCGCAUGUGGAGAUACCAACAACCACCCGGAGCAUGCUGGUAGAAUACAGAGUAUCUGGUCCCGCCUGCAGGAGACCGGUCUUCUAAACAGGUGUCAGCGUGUACGGGGCAGGAAGGCAACGUUGGACGAGAUUCAGACGGUACAUGCAGAACAUCACACCCUGCUCUACGGGACCAGCCCACAGAGUCGCCACAAGCUGGAGAGCAAGAACCUGCUGGGACCCCUCUCUCAGAAGCUGUAUGCAGUUCUGCCUUGUGGUGGGAUUGGGGUGGACAGUGACACCGUAUGGAAUGAAGUGCACUCCCCUCCUGCGGUGCGGACGGCUGUGGGCUCGCUUAUUGAGCUAACAUUCAAAGUGGCGUCUGGAGAGCUGAAGAAUGGUUUUGCAGUUAUCCGUCCCCCCGGGCACCAUGCUGAAGAAUCCGUUGCCAUGGGUUUCUGUUUUUUUAACUCUGUAGCAAUUGCGGCCAAACUUCUACGACAGAAGAUGAAUGUGGGUCGGAUCCUGAUAGUGGACUGGGAUAUCCACCAUGGAAAUGGCACACAACAGGCUUUCUAUAAUGACCCCAAUGUUCUUUACAUGUCUCUACAUCGUUACGACGACGGCAACUUUUUUCCGGGUAGUGGCUCUCCGGAAGAGGUGGGCGCUGGCUGUGGAGUGGGCUUUAAUGUGAACAUUGCAUGGACAGGUGGUGUGGAGCCCCCGGUUGGGGAUACUGAAUACCUUGCUGCUUUCAGGAUGGUGGUGAUGCCCAUAGCCAAGGAAUUUGCCCCCGACCUUGUCCUGGUUUCAGCUGGAUUUGACGCAGUUGAGGGCCACCAAAGUCCGUUGGGGGGUUAUUCAGUCACCGCUAAGUGUUUUGGUCACCUUACCAAGGAGUUGAUGACUCUUGCCGGAGGACGCGUGGUCCUGGCACUUGAAGGAGGCCACGACCUGACUGCAAUCUGUGAUGCCUCCGAGGCUUGCGUCUCUGCGUUAUUGGGCAUGGAGCCUGCACCCCUCGAUAGCAGCGCCCUGCAACAAAGGCCAAGCGAAAACGCACUGACCACCCUAGAGAGAGUGAUCGCCAUCCAGAGCAAACACUGGAGCUCACUGAAGAGCACAGCCCUGGGUCGUUCCAUCUUGGAAUUACAGCAGGGGGAGGUAGAGGAGGCAGAAACAGUCAGUGCACUGGCGUCGUUAUCUGUGGAUGCGAAACAAGGCAGUGCAGACCCCAGUCCCCUGGAAGAGCCCAUGGAGGAUGAACCAGUUCAGUGAGAUAACGUGGAUCCAGCGCCACAGUCUUUUUCUUUUUUAUUAUUAUUUUAUUAGUUUUUGUUAUGGUGAUCUGAUUAUUUUUUCUAUUAAAACCAAGAAACAGAAAAAAAAAAAUACAGAAAUGAGUAAAUGGGUUCUACGUCCCAAAACAGUCAUCUACCCCCCCCCCCGACCUGUGACCUCGCUCUUGAACCUUGUCCCAUUUCGGCUGCUGUGCUGUACCUGGUCUCACCUUCCGUAGGUAGAGGAACACUAAGAUGUGCUACCGAUCUCUCACGAGACAUGCCUCCCGAACACUAACCUAGAAAUAUAUAUGUCUUUAUACAUACAUACACACAUACGCGCGCACGCCUUAUACUUAUGUAGCACGUCUUAAAUGACCCGGGACAAAGAAAUAAUGUAUAGGAUUUUAUAAAACACUAUACUCUACACUUAUCAAAGGCCAAAUGUCCCUGCUGUAUAUAAGAAAGUAGAUUUUUUGGGGAGGAAUUAGCAUUUCAGUUUGUUGCUUACGCAUAUAUAGUUAUACAUUUAUAACUAUUAACCAGAUCAGCCCACUUUUUACGU